Molecule: messenger RNA, 1152 nt
Organism: Brugia malayi
Lineage: Eukaryota; Metazoa; Nematoda; Chromadorea; Rhabditida; Onchocercidae
Exons: 8
Coding region: 1-1152 (383 amino acids)
Biological process (GO): signal transduction; peptidyl-serine phosphorylation
Cellular component (GO): nucleus; cytoplasm
Molecular function (GO): protein serine/threonine kinase activity; ATP binding
Source: RefSeq, a predicted model, not a curated record
AUGCAGAAAAAUGAAGAGGCAAUAGCAUCCGGUGGUACUAAAAGGUUGUUAUUUUCAUCUGGCUCACAAAUCAACAAACAUUUUAAUCUGAAUCAAUUGAUAAGCUCUGGUGGCUUCGGACAGGUAUAUUCUGGCACAAAUAUUAAUACAGGUAAAGUGGUCGCCAUAAAAGCUGAGUCGAUUGAUGCCAAGAUUCCAUUGUUACGCAUAGAAGCAACCUGUUUGGAAGCACUCAACCAUACCAUCAGGCAAAAUUACCGGAAACCUCCCAAAGAGCCAAUACCAAAUUAUUAUGGAUACGGUGAAACACAUAACGUUCGAUAUAUGAUAAUGGAUUUGUGUGGAAAAAAUAUUCGUGAAUUGAAGAAAAGCACAAAAGAAGAUUGCUUCACCAUAGUUACAUCACUUUGGCUUAUGAAGAAAAUGAUUUUGGCACUUAAAUUUUUGCAUCGCCUGGGAUGGAUUCAUCGAGAUGUGAAACCUGCAAAUUUCUGUGUUGGAAUGCAAUUGCAAGGAAGGCAGGAGCUGUACCUCGUUGAUUUUGGUAUGGCACGUCAUUUUGUGGCACGCAACGGUGUCAUCAAAACAAGACGAGAGUCGAGUGCAUUCCAUGGUACCGUCCGCUAUGCAUCCCUUACGACACAUCGACAUCAGGAUAUGUCGCGUUAUGACGAUCUUUGGUCUGUUUAUUAUAUCACCGUGGAAAAUAUGGUUGGACAGUUGCCUUGGCGUUAUGUGAACGAAAAAGCUGAAGUAGAAAAAAUGAAGGAAAACAUAGAUUUACUGAGACAGAAGUAUGGAAUGGAAGCAAAUCCACCAGCAUCACUGGUGGUGCUUCAUCGUCAUCUUUGUCGUGCCAGUUUCUAUCAUGAACCAGAAUAUCAUCACAUCGUUCAAGAAAUCGACCUUGAUUUAACUCAACGAAAUUUCAAUGCAGACAGUCGCUUAGAUUGGCAACCAAUACAGAAGUCUUGCCAACGCUUCUCUCCCAACGAUUUUGAAGCAAGAAAUCAUCGCGAACUAUUAGCAACAUGUGACCACAACACUGCCAAUCAUAAUCACAACCGUGCUAACUUAAAUCAUAGCAAUGCUGGAAUAGCAGAAAAUGAUGACCGUUCCUACUAUUUUAUGCAGUCAGGCGAUAAUUUCUGA